Messenger RNA from Saxophila tyrrhenica, 897 nucleotides. RefSeq lists its product as uncharacterized. NCBI's taxonomy places the organism in Eukaryota, Fungi, Ascomycota, Dothideomycetes, Mycosphaerellales, Extremaceae. The record is from RefSeq and is a predicted model, not a curated record. The coding region runs from base 1 to 897 and encodes 298 amino acids. The transcript has 3 exons.
AUGUCCGCACGUGCAGGCGGAAAAGAGUUUGUAGGCCUAGUGCCACCAACCGAGAAGCGGCCGGUGAGCUCCUUUCACAGCCCAUUUGGAGGCAUCAAUAUCCUUCGUGACAGCUUCGAAUUCACAACAUGGAUGUGCCUGGCCGCUCUAGUGCAAGGCCUCCUCUUGCUCGGUGCCGGCCGACUCGCCCUUCUACCUGCAGCAGCAAUCUUCCUGGUCAAAGUUGGCGACGUAGUUCUCCAAACGACUGGAAUCAUGCGGAACAGAUACCUCGACGGCGUCAUCUUCAAGAAAACCAGCGUCGUCUUCCCGUCUGAGGAAGGCAAAUUCGGCAACAAGCCCUCCAACCAGGACGUCGUCGUCUUCCUCAUCGGAACCCGCUACAACCACCCCUUGGGCCUACUGGCACCUUAUGCCUUCAAGAUUGCCGGUUAUUUCAUCCAGAUGGUCAAGGACCUGGAAGACAACGCGGACGAAUUCGGGUUUCUCGGUGCGACGAGCUGGCAGAACACCAGUGCGGCUUCGAGCAACGAGCUGCUUGUCGUCUGCUACUUCAAGAACGUCGAUGGUCUGCACAAGUUUGCUCACAGUAAAUAUCAUCUUCCCAACUGGAACUGGUGGAACAAGACCGUGAAAGAAAUGCCGCAUAUCACGAUCUUCCAUGAGACGUACCACGUGCCGGCGGGCAACUGGGAGUCCAUCCACGUCAACUCGCAAAUCGCCGGGCUCGGCUCAACCGUCGUCAAGGUGGCAGAAGAGAUGACGGGCAAGGAGGUGUACACUCACCCAAUCGUUGAUGCUAGCAAAGGUGUCUUGAGGACUUCUGCUGGCCGUAUGGCGAGGAGUGAUGCACGAGAGCAUGAGGGGAAGCUGGACGUCGAUCCGUAUGAUGUGUGA